GUCUACCGUUUCAGUGUCAAGGUCUUUGGCAGAAUGCGCAUAACUUGUCUGGAAUAUGGGAAACGGACAUAAAAUAAACAUGAAGGUGUCCCGGGGGCUACUUUUCUGCGCUCUGAUUGGUCGAAAAUGUGGCGGGUAAUUUGUUCAAAUACGGCACGUGCAAAGUGCACGCAAAUAUUCGCGCAAAAAUCAAUUCAUUCAUUUCGCUUGGAGACCUUGAGACAGCGAAGGUCUCGAGCUAGGACGAGAUUUCCCAUUGAACGCCAUUAGAAACUUUGUAUUCUCUUUCAAUACUGCUUUGUUCAGUCCAUGCUUUGAUCUAUUUAGUAAAUGGCAAGUGGAAGUGACUCUGCAGCGAAAGACCUUCGGCAUUUGAGCUUAGAAGCUGUCGAAGAACCGAACACACGAAAGAGAAAGAAGGAUUCUUGUUCAAGAGGAGCCAUAAACAAGCGAACUAGAGCAGGAUUACAACAGAAGAAAACCCAGAUGUCUGUGCAUGCACUGUGCAAUGCAGAGGGAAGCAUUAGUGGAUUUUCAAGGAUAGAAACAAGGAGUCAACGACAACAGAAGGCAUUAAGAGAACAUACAGCAAGCAAUGCUCUUCCCGAAAAAGGGAAAUCUGCUAGUUUUACUUUCAGCAAUUACUUUAUGUCAGUUGUAAAGAGUGUCAUGCCCCUUCCUGAACUUGACUGGGCAGACCCAAAUGAGGUGUGGGCGAUAAUGCUUCAGAAAGAUAGAAAAUACUACAGGGACCCAUUGUACUUUAGAAGACACUCAUUUCUCCAGCCAAGAAUGCGGUCAAUUCUUCUGGACUGGCUAACAGAGGUGGGUCUGUUAGAUCUGUGCAUACUGGAUGUAGGUUCUCUGCAGUUCUCAUAUAGCAUCUUAGCAGCAUCAGCUCUCUGCCACAUGCUUCCUGGCAUUAAUGUUGAUCAAGUCACAGUUCCUUCCUUGAUUUUGCAGCUGUUAGAUCUGUGCAUACUGGAUGUAGGUUCUCUGCAGUUCUCAUAUAGCAUCUUAGCAGCAUCAGCUCUCUGCCACAUGCUUCCUGGCAUUAAUGUUGAACAAGUCACAGGUCACACCUGGGAGGAGCUUUUCCCAUGUAUCCAGUGGAUGAAAUCUUUUGCUCAUGUCACCAUAGAGAAGGGACCUGCAACCCUUAGAAGUUUUGAACAAGUUCCACGUGAAGACGCUCACAACAUCCAAACUCAUGCAGUUGACUUAGCAUCCUUGGACAAAGCUCAAGCUCUUCAAAGCAGUUCUUGCUCUGCAGCAACAGAAAACAGGUCUACAUCUCCAGUUGUAGAACCAUUCAACCCUUUGACUCCACCUAGUAGUACAAAAAAACCUGCUGUGCUAAUGAUCGAUUGAAACAAACUUAAUUCAGUCAAAGACGUUUCAGCCUAGAAAACAUGCCUAUCUCUCCAGUGCAGCAUUUGUUACACCCUUGAGGAAGGGUUCAUUAUUUCCCAACAUGCACAAUGUCUGUGUCAUGUUUCUCGGUGGUUUUUACUCGAAACUAAUUAAAUAAUUAUUCAUGGCCACUGUGCCUUGUUCUUACAUCACUGUGUUAGUUUUCAUUGGGGAUUAUAGGAGUGACUCACUGAAAGAGAGAGAUGCAUUUUCUUUGGCUACAAAAAAUUAAUCUGUUUCUUAUGCACGUUUUUCGUAUUAGGAUCACAUUGUUCUCCAGAGAAAAUUAAACAAUGUGAAUAGGCCAAUUUUUGAUAUAUUGAAUUCCUAACUUGGCUCUGAGGCUUAGUGGAAUGAAAUAAUGUGAUUUCUUCUGUUUUAUUCUCCCAGUCUCAGAGCAAGUUAGAAUUUUUAACGUAUUUAAAUUGGCCUAUUGCAACACAGCUCAUUUUAUUACCUCAUCAGACAUUACAUUUUAAAAGUUUUGACAUUGAUUGUUUUUAUGUUAAGAGAAGUAAUUAUGUAACUUUUUUUACGAAAUAUGUGAAUACAACUAAAAGAUUUUUUAGAGAAAUCAAAUAAUGAUACUUUUUUAAUAUUUUUGAGAAAGUCUUAAGACAUGUUAAAAAGUUUUCAAGCAGUCGCUUGUUCUUAAACUACUCAGAAAAUCAUUCAUUCAAGCAGUGCACACAGAGACUAUCAUAGAAGUACAUGUAUGUAGAUAGACUAUUAGGAAAUGGGCAUUGUUACUAAGCUAAGAACAUUUGCAAGUGGUUUUACUUUGAGGUGAAUUUUACAGAGUGCAUGACUUUGAAGGCUUUGUGAAGACAAAGCUAUUGACAGUGUCAUCUCACACAGAAAAAAACAACUGGAACUCUUUUUGUGUGUACAUUCUCAAUCAAAUUUCCCAAGGAAAAAUGAUUGCUACAUAGAAAUGAAAUUCUGGUACAGUGUGGUAGUGUUUUAGCCAAAUGAUUGCAUCAUGCAGUUGUCUGCAAACUAUUGGCAUGUCAGAUACCUCCUGACAAAGUGCUACAAAAUUAGUUUCUAGGUUCAAAGGAAUUACUAGUCCUGAAUUGUGUUUUGCAUCAAACUUCUACAACAUUUAUUCUUUCCUCUGUUAAAAAGAGUGACAUGUAGGGUAGGAAUUGCCUAGAGUAUACACAUUACUAUCAUUUCACAUUAAGUUGCCAUUACUUGUGUACAUAGUCCCUUAAAGCUUGUAAAUGCUUACAGAGUGUAAUUAUGUAGGUAGGCUAUUGAAAUUUUUACAGAAAUUAUUUCAGGGAAAAAACUUAAGGAACAGCAAUUUGUGAAUUUUUACCAGAUAAAAUUCAAGUUUGUAUGAAAAGUACUCAAUAAAGUUUGUUAGGAAAGACUUAA
Molecule: messenger RNA, 2796 nt
Organism: Orbicella faveolata
Lineage: Eukaryota; Metazoa; Cnidaria; Anthozoa; Scleractinia; Merulinidae
Product: G1/S-specific cyclin-E1-like
Source: RefSeq, a predicted model, not a curated record